Maylandia zebra (zebra mbuna) is the source of this 4995-nucleotide messenger RNA. RefSeq names its product dishevelled associated activator of morphogenesis 1b (gene daam1b). Gene Ontology annotation, cellular component: stress fiber. Lineage: Eukaryota; Metazoa; Chordata; Actinopteri; Cichliformes; Cichlidae. Gene Ontology annotation, biological process: actin cytoskeleton organization. Gene Ontology annotation, molecular function: actin binding; small GTPase binding. The record is from RefSeq and is a predicted model, not a curated record.
GCAUUCUGCAGAGAAAGGCAGAGAGAAGGAGGCUAGGGAGGGAGAGAAUACGAAAGAAGUACUCGCCAGCCAGCUGGCUGUGUGCAUGAUCUCAAGCAGCAGUUCGUUCUAUGUACGGCGAGUUUAUCCCUUGUUUGCCCUGCAGCCAUCACAGAAACACAUCCUCAACCUAACUGGGAUUUUCCUUUGACAGCCUCUGAGAAGGUGCUUAUUAGCCACUUAAACCUCAUCCAGAUGACUUUGAACCUGCGUGGACUACAUACCUUGUGCAGGAAAUGCUCCACUGCAUGCUGUGUACAGGCAUAGUUUUUUCUGUCGACAGUGCAGAAAGCUGGAUACUGCAGUGAGUUGAGGAUAUAAAAGGAAUGCUAAGAGCACAACAGAGGGAAGCUCUCUCCUGGACAGGUGCUCUCUGACGGAGACCAAACUCUGAGGUGGAGGAGGCUGUAAAGAGGUCCUGAAGGAGCCUCCCCCCCUCCCUGCCUGACCAGUUAGACAUUGGAUCGCCAUGCCUCCUCGGAAGCGUGGUGGGGGUAGCGGUGGUGGCGGCGGUGGUGGCGGCGGUCGCAGCGGCUUCUCCGCCAUCUUCUGUUGUUUUAACAACAGAGACCAUCCAGAGAUCACCUACAAACUGCGGGAUGACUUUGCUCUGCAGUCCAUGGAGCCAUCACUGCCCAUGCCGGGAAAUGAUGAGCUGGAUAGCAUGUUCGCCGAGUUGGUGGAUGAGCUUGAUCUUACAGAGAAACACAGGGAAGCCAUGUUCGCACUGCCUGCAGAGAAGAAAUGGCAAAUCUACUGCAGCAAAAAGAAGGAACAAGAAGAAAACAAAAGUGCAACUAGCUGGCCAGAAUAUUACAUUGAUCAGCUCAAUUCAAUGGCAGCUAGAAAGACGCUCCUCGCUCUGGAGAAAGAGGAUGAGGAGGAGAGGAACAAAACUAUAGAGAACUUGAAGACGGCUCUGAGAACCCAACCUAUGAGGUUUGUGACUCGAUUUAUUGAUCUGGAUGGCCUGACGUGUAUCCUGAACUUCCUGAAAAGCAUGGACUAUGACACCACAGAAUCACAGAUCCACACGUCUCUCAUCGGCUGCAUCAAAGCUCUGAUGAACAACUCGCAGGGCCGCGCCCACGUCCUCGCUCACUCCGAGAGCAUCAACAUCAUCGCCCAGAGCCUGGCCACAGAAAACAUUAAGACAAAGGUGGCGGUCUUGGAGAUCAUGGGUGCUGUAUGUCUGGUGCCUGGCGGGCACAAAAAAAUCCUGGAGUCAAUGCUGCAUUACCAGCGUUUCGCCUGCGAGAGGACACGCUUCCAGACACUUGUAAAUGAUCUGGACCGGAGUACAGGGCGGUACAGAGAUGAGGUCAGCUUGAAAACAGCCAUCAUGUCCUUUAUUAAUGCUGUGCUGAGUCAAGGAGCUGAAGAGACUAGUUUGGAAUUCCGUAUUCACCUCCGAUAUGAAUUUCUUAUGCUGGGGAUCCAACCUGUGAUCGAUAAGCUACAUUCUCAUGAAAAUGCCACGUUAGACAGGCAUUUAGACUACUUUGAGAUGCUGCGGAAUGAUGAUGAGCUGGCUGUGUCAAAACGUUUUGAGUCGGUACAUGUAGACACCAAAAGUGCCACGCAAGUUUUUGAUCUCAUCCGGAAGAAGAUGAGCCACACUGAUGCAUAUCCGCACUUUAUGUCUGUCCUGCAUCACUGUCUGCUCAUGCCACACAAGAGAAGUGGAAACACUGUACAGUACUGGCUGCUAUUGGACCGCAUCGUCCAGCAGAUGGUCUUGCAGAAUGAUAAAGGUCAUGACCCUGACGUCACACCACUGGAGAAUUUUAACGUGAAGAAUGUUGUCCGGAUGCUGGUCAAUGAAAAUGAGGUCAAACAGUGGAAGGAGCAGGCAGAGAAAAUGAGAAAAGAGCACCAUGAGCUGCAACAGAAGUUUGAGAAGAAGGAGCGUGAAUGUGACGCCAAGACCCAGGAGAAAGAGGACAUGAUGCAGACUCUCAACAAGAUGAAAGAGAAGCUGGAAAAAGAGAGCAACGAGCAGAAAAAUGUCAAACAGCAAGUGGCUGAACUCACCGCACGACUGCAUGAGCUCAGCACCAGGCAGGCAGCUGUUGUUCCUGGCGGCCCUCCUGUUGCCCCCGGCCCCCCUGGCGGCCCGGUGCCUCAACCAGGCUUUGCAGGAAUAGCCCCACCUCCUCCACCACCUCCUGGUGGUAUGAUGCCUCCUCCGCCACCCCCACCGCCUCCGCCAGGUGGCCCUCCACCUCCCCCUGGGCUCCCGCCCAUUGGAGGUAUCCCUCCACCACCAGGAGCGCCCCUGGGAUCAUCGCUGAAGAAGAAGAACAUUCCUCAGCCAUCCAACCCUCUCAAGUCCUUCAACUGGUCCAAGUUAGCUGAGAAUAAGCUGGAGGGUACGGUCUGGAUGGAGGUGGAUGAUGCCAAGGUUUUCAAAGUGCUGGAUUUAGAUGACAUUGAAAAAACCUUCUCAGCCUAUCAGAGGCAGCAGGACUUCUUAAUGAUCAAUAACAGCAAACAGAAAGAGGCGGAAGAUGACACGCUGGGCUCCAAAAAAGUCAAGGAGCUGUCAGUGAUUGAUGGCCGUCGAGCUCAAAACUGUAACAUCCUGCUCUCACGACUGAAGCUUUCAAAUGAUGAGAUUAAGAGAGCCAUCCUAACCAUGGACGAACAGGAGGACCUUCCCAAAGACAUGCUGGAGCAGUUGCUGAAGUUUGUCCCAGAGAAGAGCGAUGUGGAUCUCCUCGAGGAGCAUAAACAUGAGCUCGAUCGAAUGGCCAAACCCGACCGCUUCCUUUACGAGAUGAGCAGAAUAAACCAUUACCAGCAGAGGCUGCAGUCUUUGUACUUUAAGAAGAAGUUUGCAGAGAGGAUAGCUGAGAUCAAACCCAAAGUUGAAGCGCUGGGUAAGGCGUCUAAGGAGGUUUUAAACAGCAGAAACCUGAAGCAGCUGUUGGAGGUGGUGCUAGCAUUUGGAAACUAUAUGAACAAAGGUCAAAGGGGCAAUGCUUAUGGCUUCAAGGUGUCUUCACUCAACAAGAUCGCAGAUACUAAAUCCAGUAUCGACAAAAACAUUACUCUGCUGCACUAUCUGAUCACCAUCCUGGAGAAGAAAUAUCCCAAAGUCCUGAAGUUCCAGGAGGACCUGCAGAGUAUCUCAGAGGCAGCCAAAGUCAAUAUGACGGAGCUGGAAAAAGAUAUCGGCAACCUGCGCAGUGGAUUAAAAAGUGUAGAGAGCGAACUGGAAUACCAGAAGAAAGGGCCGCAGGAGCCAGGUGACAAGUUUGUGUCGGUGGUGAGCCAGUUCAUCACCGUGGCCAGCUUCAGCUUCACUGAUGUCGAGGACUCUCUCAUCGAGGCCAAAGAACUGUUCCUGAGGGCAGUAAAGCACUUUGGUGAGGAUGCCAGUAAGAUGCAGCCAGAUGAGUUCUUUGGCAUCUUCGACCAGUUCCUGCAAUCGUUCACAGAGGCUCAGCAGGAGAACGAGAACAUACGAAAACGAAAGGAAGAGGAGGAACGCAGGGCCAAAGUAGAAGCUCAGCUACGUGAGCAGAGGGAGAAGGAGCGAAAGGCCCGGAAAGCAAAAGCGAACGGAGAGGAGGAUGGCGGUGAGUUUGAUGACCUCGUGUCAGCGCUGCGGUCGGGCGAGGUCUUCGAUAAGGACUUGUCCAAGAUGAAACGUAACCGCAAGCGGAUCAACAACCAGAACACAGACUCGGGCAGGGAGCGACCAGUCACAAAGCUGAACUUCUAAAUGGGCUCGAUCACUCGCAACCCCCUGCUCAUCAGCCUCCCUCUGGGGAGAACUGACAUCCACAUUCCUCUUCACCCUCCUCCACUCCCACCCACCUCGGCUCGGGUGAACCACAGCAUUGCGUCAUCGCAGCAGGGCCACACACAGCACAACAUGAUUAGACCUCUCAUCCUCUAAGAUUUUGAUAAGAAAUAGAGCAGAAGCCAAAGGUUGAUACUCUUGGACCAAACAAGAGGGUGGAAAAGAAAUGUUUUAAGUCAUGCUGGAGAAAGGUUUUCACGGGUGUUUUGACAGGAUCCGUUCGGUGCCGUUUUUGUACGUGAAUCUAUGCACAGAGUGAAAUGUGCAUCUGGUCGAGUGUUUCCGAGGCUGGAAGCUCGAUCAAAGCAAGAGGACUAUUCCUCUAAAUGGGGCCAUUUUGUACAGACUGAGGUGUGCUGCUUUCACCUGCCUGGAUUUUCCGAGAGAUCAUUUCUGGAGACUAGACCUAAGCUUCCUCUUGAUGCUGCCGCUCUCUUGCAGUCACAGCCAUCACAGGACUGAGAGACUGUGUUGUAUAGAUGGAUGUGGUUUUAAUUGCAAGUGACACAGCUGAGGGUUGUUUUGUUUUUUGUUUUUUUUUUGUUUUUUUGUGUAUUCACCUUUUUUUGACGUGCAUCACAUAUAUAUAUAUAAAUCUGAUCACUGUAUGUUUUUAUUUGAACAUUUUCCUGUUACGAGCUGGCCUUAACUCUGAUUUGAUUUUGUUUUGUUUCUUUGUUAAGUGGGUACUCUCAAAGGCCUUGGCCUGAUCUGCAAUUCUUAACAGGUGUGUGGACACUCGUGUCAUACAUUGCAUACAUCUAUAGUAUACAAGCGUGUGUGCUUGUUACACAUGCACAUAGGAAUUCAUAAUGCUAAAUACCAUUGAAACCAACAAUUAAUGCAAUACACUUGUCUUUCCCCUUUGAAGAGAGUGCCCUCCUUAAAUGUUUUUUUAUUAUUUGAAUAGAUGAAAUGUUUGCUCCAUGCUGGCUGGAUUUACACUGCAUCAAAUGAAAGGGCAGAAAAAAAAAAUCUGCUCCACAUGUGAUGUUUUCAUUCUUGUGGAAAACAUCACAUGUGGACGUGCGACGUUCCCCCUUCAGCCUUGUGACUCCAUCCAGCCGACACCUCCACCGAACUUUUAUAAUUUAAACUGCCUUCCAUUGUACAACGACCUAAAGAUAAUAAAUGGGAGAAAACUA